CGCUUCUUCUUUAUUUGUGUCAAGUCGCGAACAGGAAAUAAGUCAAAUUGCAAGCUCAGGAAACUUUUAAACAAAGUGAGUGGAUUUUGGGUUCAGCAUGUCCACGUUUUUGAAUCUAAGAAGUUAUCUCGCUAUCCUGGUCUUUUUUCUAGGUUUCUCGGAGGCCACACUCGCGAGGUUAAAGAUCUCUAUGAAAAAGGGGGUAGAAAGCGAAACCCAAUUCUCUCGCACAAAACGAAGCACUGGCGCUUGUUCCAACUACUGUGAAAUUGACCCAAAAACGAUAGCUUACGAUGGAAAUCCGAAACCUUGGGAUCGUCCACCAGCAGUAACGUUUGUGUCAAACGACGUCACUCAAGGAAUGAAAAAGGCGUUAAAGGCUCGUGUACCGGGACUUGGGAAAACAACCAUCAAGGAUGUACUUGACAAACUCAAAGAAGGUGGCUGUCUGUGUAUACCAUUUGGUGGAUCAGUUCGUGACCAGUUCCUCGGCAGGAAAACUCUCGACAUCGACGCCGACAGCCCUUGUGACGCAAACAAAAUCGUUGAGAUUUGUAAGAAACAUUGGGAAGACAAAUACUGCAAAGGUCCACCAGAGUGGGCAAAAUUGAAGAUCGUUCAUAUCGGUGAUAAAGAAGGAGAUGGGGAGGACAUUGAUUUGGCCAACUGGAACAACUCUUUCUUCGGCAACCUUACCAACCUGGAGUACACUACGAAUUCGCUGGCCUACUACGACGACGCUGUCGCUAACAGAGGCGUAGUGAUAGACUUUACCGCGUCUGGUGUGAAUGACACGUGCAACAAGCUGAUCAGAAUCCCAGUUCCACGUGAUCAGUGGAAGGAUUGGUACCAAGGAGACGCCUGGAAAAUAUUCCGCUACUGGAAACUACUCGCGAAAGGAUACGAAGCAGAAAGUAACGAGCUACCGUCAUUUAUCAAAAACAAAACAAAAGAGCUUUUGCAGACAGAAUAUGGAAUAAAGGUGUUUAGAAUUACCUUUUUUACGUAUAUUCUCUCCGGUGAAUACAAUGAUACACUGAAGAUCGCAACUGUUCCAUAUCCAACCUGUUCAAGCAUCGCACACCUGAAGCAGUACUACCCACUUUUCAAGGACGUUCUUGGCGAAUAUUGGGAAAAUGUAGCAAAGCCUUUGCUGGAUGAGAUCAAGAUUGAAUGUUCGACCUCGACCAUUGUAGGUUCAAGCGAUAACACCAACUUGUCACUGAUUUUGAUCGCAAUCUGUGCACUCAUUCAAUGUGCUGUAUGGCAAGGAGCAUCUUGUUAAGUCGUAACUCCUUCCUUCAUUCACUGUUUAUAUUAAUAUUAUUACUGAAAAAACGUCUGACACAUAGUUUUUAGCAGUUAGCCGGAAUAAUCAUGUAAGCGCCAGCAACUUAUAUCUGAAUGCUAAUUUCAGUAGUUUACAUAAAAUAAAAACUUCGUAAAUAUUCAAGUCAAACGAGAUGUAUAAAACGUUUGUAAAAUUAGUCCUUACCUUCGAUUUUUAUAUACAACUUAAAACAAGAUUACACAUACUAUGUAGACUAUUAUUUUUAUGUUGUUGAAAUGUUGCUAAAAGUUUCCAAAUAAAUUUUUCUCGUUGUUUGAUAACAUUUUUUAAUCUCUGGGGAAAAUAGUUUGUAAAAUUAGUAGUCUCGAUCAUUGGGCGUCUCACCAAACACUUAUUAGUUCACAUGCUCGCAUUGCAAAUGUUUCAUAAUAACCAUCAGCAAAUCCUGGAGUUUGUUUAUUAGCAAUAAAAAGGUGAUAUAGACUUUGACUUUCU
Molecule: messenger RNA, 1786 nt
Organism: Dendronephthya gigantea
Lineage: Eukaryota; Metazoa; Cnidaria; Anthozoa; Malacalcyonacea; Nephtheidae
Exons: 4
Coding region: 98-1285 (395 amino acids)
Source: RefSeq, a predicted model, not a curated record